Messenger RNA from Thamnophis elegans (Western terrestrial garter snake), 8166 nucleotides. RefSeq names its product mucin-5B-like. Lineage: Eukaryota; Metazoa; Chordata; Lepidosauria; Squamata; Natricidae. Gene Ontology annotation, cellular component: extracellular matrix. The coding region runs from base 1 to 8166 and encodes 2721 amino acids. The transcript is spliced from 52 exons. The record is from RefSeq and is a predicted model, not a curated record. Gene Ontology annotation, molecular function: protein binding.
AUGGGGUUUGGUAAAGGACCUAGGAUACCAUUAUGGGUUGUAAUUCUGGUGAUCUGCUGUAUCCAACAGAAAGCUUCAAGUGCAGAAGAUGUACCUGAAAGAGUUACCAUCAUCCCACCAAUGAAAACAAUGCCUGUUAUAUCAUCCUUUCACUCCGUUCAUAAUGGACAGGUCUGCAGCACAUGGGGUGCCUUUCACUUCAAGACAUUUGAUGGUGACAUCUAUAAUUUUCCUGGAGUCUGCGAUUACAUAUUUGCCUACCAUUGCACAGAACCAUUUGAGGACUUCAACAUUCAAAUUAAACGCCAAACAGUGGGGAACACCACCACAAUUAGCCAUAUCACUGUGAUGCUGGCUGGAACAUAUUUUAAAAUGGAAAAGGAUCAAAUUUUGGCAAAUGACAAACGGAUUCAGUUACCUUACAAUGGACCUGGAUAUGAAAUAGAGAAUUUUCUCAACUAUAUCAAAGUGAAUGGUAAAAAUGGUUUAACUCUAAUGUGGAAUAAACAAGACAGUCUAAUGCUGGAACUUGAUAAAAAAUAUGCCAAUCAGACCUGUGGACUUUGUGGAGAUUUUAAUGGCAUGCCAAAGUACAAAGAAUUUUAUUUUGAGAAUACCCCCUUAACAGACUUCCAGUUUGGGAAUCAAUGGAAGGUGGCUAGUCCAACAGAAGCUUGUGAUGAUCCUCUACCUCCUCCUCAGAAGAAUUGCACUGAUGAAUACGAUAUUUGUCAGAAAAUACUAACUGGUUCUGCAUUUUCUGGAUGUAAUGAUAUUGUUGGUGUGGAUAGCUACAUUGAUGCUUGUGUACAUGACUUGUGUCACUGUGAUGAAGUUGAAAAAGCCUCCUGUCUCUGUUACACUUUCACUGAAUACUCUCGACAAUGUGCUCAUGCUGGUGGCCAACCUCAAAACUGGAGAAGUCCAGAACUAUGCCCAAUAUCAUGCUCUUCGGGUAUGCAAUAUCAAGAAUGUGGAUCACCUUGUGCAAAUACUUGUACUAAUUCUGAAAGAUCUCAUAUCUGUGAAGAUCACUGUGUAGACGGCUGCUUUUGUCCACCAGGAACUGUUUUGGAUGACAUCAAUGGCAAAGCCUGCAUCCCUUUUGAGCAAUGUUCCUGCAUUUAUAAUGGAGAAUCCUAUUCUCCAGGGAUGACAUAUUCAGAUCCAUGCCGUUCCUGUGUGUGCAGUGGUGGUGCGUGGAAUUGCACAGAGCUUCCUUGUCGUGGUAUUUGCUCAAUAGAAGGAGGAUCACAUAUCUCCACCUAUGAUGAAGUGUGGUAUAAUUUCCAUGGAAAGUGUACUUAUAUUCUAACUAAGAUGUGUGACGAAGAAACCUUUACUGUUCUUGGUGAGCUUGGGCCAUGUGGCAUCACAGAUUCUGAGAGCUGCUUAAAAUCGGUGACUCUAAGCAUCAAUGGAGGAGAAACUUAUGCUGCAAUCAACGAUCAAGGCAAAGUAAUGGUUAAUGGGAUGUCUACUCAGCUGCCUAUCUCAGUAGCUAAUGUAACAAUCUUCCAGCCUUCACAUUCCUUCAUCGUUCUGGAAACAAAUUUUGGCCUUCAGCUCGUGAUCCAGAUUAAACCCUUGCUACAGUUAUUCAUUUAUCUGGAUCCAUCUUUCCAAGGGAGAAUGUGUGGCCUCUGUGGCAACUUUAACCAUAACCAGAGAGAUGACUUCAAAACCUUAAAUGGUUUGAUAGAAGGAACAGCAACUGCAUUUGCUAAUACCUGGAAAACUAUAGCUUCCUGUGACAACAUUAAACAGCAUUUUAACGAUCCUUGCACCGUGAGCACUGAAAAUGAAAAAUAUGCCCAUCAUUGGUGUGGACUCCUGACUGACCCUGAAGGACCUUUUGCUAAAUGCCACCCCUUUGUGUAUCCAAGGACAUAUCAUACGAACUGUAUGUUUGAUGCCUGUGCUUGUACGAUAAGUGAGAAGUGCAUGUGUGCUGCCCUCUCUUCCUAUGUCAGAGCAUGCAGAGCCAAAGGAAUUGAACUUGAAGGAUGGAGAACCAGCGCUUGUUCCAAAGAUACUAUCUGUCCCAAAUCCCUGAAUUAUAGCUAUGAAAUUAGUUCUUGCCAACCUACUUGCAAAUCACUGAGUGAACCUGAUAUUACUUGCAACAUCAAAUUUGUCCCAGUUGAUGGCUGUACAUGUGAACCUGGAACUUAUAUGGAUGAUUCUGAAAUAUGUGUGCCUGCUAACAAAUGUCCCUGCUAUUACAAAGGAAGAACCAUGCUCUCUGGUGAUGUUUACCAUGAGUAUGGCGUUAAGUGCACUUGUAAUCAAGGAAAAUUAAGCUGCUAUGGUGAUGGAGACUCCAAGAAAGAAUGUACUGCUCCAAUGGUUUACUUUGACUGCAGAAAUGCCACCACUGAUAGCAAAGGAGCCGCAUGUCAGAAAAGCUGUCAGGCUCUUGAUGAUCAUUGUUACAAUUCAAAGUGUGUCUCCGGUUGCAUAUGUCCAGACGGGCUAGUGUCAGAUGAGAAAGGCGGUUGUAUUCCUGUGGACAAGUGCCCAUGUGUUCACAAUGAUGCCACAUAUCAGCCUGGGGAAAAGAUCAAAGUUGACUGUAACAAUUGUACAUGUAAGAACAGGAUCUGGCAAUGUACCAUGGAGACGUGCCUAUCAACCUGUGCUGUUUAUGGAGAUGGACAUUAUAGCACCUUUGAUGGCAAGCGUUAUAUUUUCAAUGGGCAAUGUGAAUAUACACUCUUGCAGGAUUAUUGUGGCCAGAACAGUUCCACCCAGGGGUCAUUCCGAAUCAUCAGUGAAAAUAUUCCUUGUGGCACCACUGGCACCACUUGUACUAAAUCUAUUAAAAUAUUCUUCAAAAACUAUGAAGUGAUACUUAAUGAAGAGCAAGUUAAAACAGUAGAAAGAGAGGGUGGAGGUCAGAUACCAAUUAGAAAGUAUCAAAUGGGCAACUACAUGAUGAUUGAGAUUCAUAAAGGAUUAAUUGUCUUAUGGGACAAGGAAACAACCGUAAAUGUCAUACUUGGUGCAGAAUACAAGGGUGGGGUCUGUGGACUGUGUGGGAACAAUGAUGGAAAUGGAGUUAAUGACUUUACAACUCGGAGUCGAUCUGUAGUAGGUGAUGUACUGGAGUUUGGAAACAGUUGGAAGGUAUCACCCACAUGCCCCGAUGCCAAAUGUGUCAAGGAUCCUUGCACCAAGAAUCCUUAUAGGAAAGCUUGGUCACAGAAGAUGUGCAGCAUCAUCAACAGUAAAGACUUUGCUGCCUGCCACUCUCAGGUGGACCCAACUAAAUACUAUGAAGCCUGUGUGACUGAUUCCUGUGCUUGUGACACUGGGGGAGACUGUAAAUGUUUCUGUACAGCUGUAGCUGCAUAUGCUAAAGUAUGUAGUGAUCAUGGAGUAUGUGUAUCAUGGAGAACACCAUCAAUUUGCCCCAUGUUUUGUGACUAUUAUAAUAAAAAAGGUCAAUGUGAAUGGCACUACAAAUCUUGUGGAGCCCCAUGCAUGAAGACCUGUAGGAAUCCAAGUGGGAGGUGUGCUCAUAAUUUACCCGGCUUGGAAGGUUGCUAUCCACAUUGCCCAGUAGAUAAGCCUUAUUUUAAUGAGGAAGAGAUGAAAUGUGUUAGUGUUUGCGGCUGUUAUGAUGCUUCGGGUAACUAUCAUCAGUUAGGAGAAACCUUUACUACUGGAGUGGUAUGUCAAUCAUGUAAAUGUACCAAUGAAGGCAUUAUUAGCUGUGAACAUGAUACUAAAGCUUGCUACUGCUACUAUGAAGGAAAGAGGUAUAACUACAAGGAAGUCAUUUACAAUACCACGGAUGGCUUGGGUUCAUGUAUAACUGCAAUUUGUGACAUCAAUGGAACAAUCAAUAGAGACGUCUAUCAAUGUGCUGGAACUACCACAAAACCACCAUUUGAAUUCACAACUUCAAGUAGAACAGAAUCAAUUCCAACAAGAACAACAAUGUGUGUGCAUAAAGUUUGUAGAUGGAUGGGUUGGUAUGAUGUUAGCAACCCAUCAUAUGAAUCAACCAAUGGAGAUUAUGAAACUCCGGAAAACAUAAGAGCGAAAGGAUAUAAUCUUUGCAAAAAUCCAGAUAAAGUGGAAUGCAGAGCAAAAGAAUUUCGCGAAGAAACAGUGCAGUCUCUCGGUCAAAAUGUAGUAUGUACACCAACUGAUGGCUUGAUUUGCAAUAACAAGGAUCAGGCUCCACCAGUGUGCUAUGACUAUGAGGUCAAAUUCUUAUGUUGCAAUUUUGAACCAUGUGGUCCUUUGACAUCAACAACUGCUACUAAAACUACCGGAGGAACAACACCAAUUGCUGAAACAACAACAACACCACCUUAUAUACCCCAAACAACACGUGCACAUUUUAUUGGGACCACUACCUCUACUCCCCAGCCUUCUACACCAAGUUCAGUGCAGCCCAUAUCCACAACUUGCCAUCCUAAAUGUGAGUGGACCCAAUGGUUUGAUGACCACAAUGCAAACACUAGCCCUGAUGGUGAUUUUGAGCGCUUUGAAGACAUACGGGCACGUGGAUUGGCUUGUGAGCAUCCGCAAGAUAUUCAAUGCCAGGCAAAGGACUAUGCACACACUACGAAUCCUGCCCCUGAGCAAAAUAUCCAGUGCAACGUAAAGGUUGGACUAGUGUGUAAACAUACAGAGCAGACAAAGAAACCAUAUCAAUGUCUCAACUAUCAGGUGAAAUUCCUUUGUUGUGAUUACAGCCAUUGCCAACAAGGAACAACAUCAGUAACUUCCAAACCUACAUCGACCCAAACAAUGUACACUUCCACAACAGCCAGUUCAUCCACCAUACCACGCACAACAUCGGCCACCAGUCCAAGCACACCCCUGGUGUCUACAAGUGCAGAAGUAACAACAGGAAAGCAAACAACUACUACUUUCCCUACUCCACCAACAACUAUGGUAUCUACAAGUGCAGAAAUAACAACAGGAAAGCAAACAACCACUACUCUCCCUACUCCACCAACAACAAAACCAGUCACUUCUGGAAUUAUCUCCACUGCAUCCACCACUAGUCCAAGCACACCACCGGUGUCUACAAGUGCAGAAAUAACAACAGGAAAGCAAACAACCACUACUCUUCCUACUCCACCAACAACAAAACCAGUCACUUCUGGAAUUAUCACCACUGCAUCAACCACUAGUCCAAGCACACCCCUAGUGUCUACAAGUGCAGAAGUAACAACAGGAAAGCAGAUAACUACAACUCUUUCUAUUCCAUUCACACCUAUGGUAUCUACAAGUGCAGAAAUAACAACAGGAAAGCAAACAACCACUACUCUCCCUACUCCACCAACAACAAAACCAGUCACUUCUGGAAUUAUCUCCACUGCAUCCACCACUAGUCCAAGCACACCACCGGUGUCUACAAGUGCAGAAAUAACAACAGGAAAGCAAACAACCACUACUCUUCCUACUCCACCAACAACAAAACCAGUCACUUCUGGAAUUAUCACCACUGCAUCAACCACUAGUCCAAGCACACCCCUAGUGUCUACAAUCACUUCUGGAGUAACAACAGGAAAGCAUAUAACCACAAUUGUUUCUCCUCCAUUGUCAACUCUUGUGUCUACGAGUCUAGGAGUAUCAACUGGUUCCACACUAGCAACUACUUUAAGCAGAGCAACUCCAUGUUUCUGCCAUGUAUCUGGAACUCCUGAUUCUUUAUUUUCUCCUGGGGACGUAAUAUAUAAUAAAACUGAUAGUUCUGGAUGCCGUUUUGUUGCAAUCUGUGAUGCAAAUUGUGAAAUUAAGAGGUAUCCAGUAUUCUGCCCUACAACAACUCCCCAUCCAGUUACAACCACAGGAACAUUACCGAUUGUCAGUUCUACAACUUCUGCUCUACCAACUAAACCACACACUUCCCCAACUCCCACAAGAACUCAGGAAAUCAUUUCCUCAACUUCUACACCAUAUUGUCUUAAUGUGGAUCCACCUAGAAAGUAUAAUGAAACAUGGAUGUUUAAUAAUUGCACUGAAGCAACAUGUGAGGGGAACAACCGAAUUGUUGUGUCACCGCUCCCACAACCUGAGAAGAUAACCUGUGCCAAUGGACUUGAACCAAAGCGAAUAGUGGAUAAAAAUGGUUGCACAGAACGCUAUGAAUGUGAAUGUAUCUGUAAGGGUUGGGACCAUUAUAAUUUUAUGACUUUUGACGGCACUUCUUACACUUUUCAUGGCAAUUGCACUUAUAUCUUGGUGAAAGAGAUUGUGAAUAAAUUUGGAAACCUCCGUAUUUUGCUUGACAAUGCCUUCUGUGAUGUAGCUGAUAAUCAGUCCUGUUCCAGAUCCCUGAUUAUAUAUUACAACUCUAUGGAAAUCCGACUAGUUAGUGAAAUGCAUGAAGGAGUGAGAGUUAACGAGAUGUUUUUUGGCAACGAAUCUGUCACAAAGGGUUUUGCCAAAGAUGGCAUUUUGGCUACUAGUACUGGUUUGACCAUGAUGAUUGAAAUACCUGAGAUCAAUAGUUUUGUUUCCUUCAAUGGUUUCGUCUUCUUUAUUAUGCUUCCAUAUGAACUCUUUCAAGACAACACAGAGGGACAGUGUGGGAGCUGUUCAAAUGACCAAUCAGAUGAUUGUCGCAAGCCCAAUGGACAGAAAGCUUCCUCCUGCUCAGAAAUGGCAAUCCACUGGCAAGUGCCUGAUAUCAAUAAGCCCUACUGUCAGGUGCCAACACCACCUCCUACAAUGAGCACAACUACACUAGUGGAGACCUCACCCACACCAACAUCAAUACCAACACCCUGCAACUCUCCAUCACCUUUGUGCAAGCUGAUUAUAAGCGAUAUUUUUGCAGAUUGCCAUAAAUAUCUGUCUCCAAUAAACUUCUAUAACAACUGCAUCCAUGAAACAUGUCAGCCUUCCAAUGAUUCCUUGAGUUGUGUCUACAUUGAAAUGUAUGCCUCUCUUUGUACGGCUAACGGAGCUUGUGCUGACUGGAGGAACAAAACUGAAGGGAAAUGCCCCUAUCAUUGCCCAAAAGACAAGGUGUAUGCUCCUUGUGCCCCUAUUCAUCCACAAACCUGUGAAAAUGAUGUAACGCAUGGCCUGAAUGACCAUGUUGCUGAACGAUGCAUUUGCCCAGAGGGCUCAAUCUUGUUCAAUUCUUUCAGUGGCCUCUGUGUUCCAGAAUGUGGUUGUGUGGGAGCAGAUGGACUCCCAAAACUGCCUGGUAGCAAAUGGAAGAGCAACUGUAAAGAGUGUACAUGUGACCCUUUGACUCUCAGUGUACAAUGUAAGCCAUGGAGCUGCCCACCAACCAAAGAAUGUAAGGCGGAAGGAUACAUGCCCAUCUCUGUGCUAAAUUCAGACGAUCGAUGCUGCCCCGAAAUAAGAUGCGUAUGCAACACCAGUAUGUGCGAAAAGACCACUUGUAAAGCAGGAGAGUACCUAGCCUCAGUCUCUUUUGGUCCAUGCUGUGCCAACAUUACUUGUGAAAAAAGAAAAAACACCUGUUUGGUUAAUGGAAAAGAUUAUGAGCCUGGAAUGAUCGUUCCUGGUAAACCCUGUGAAACGUGCAUCUGUAGUUCUGUUAAAAACCCUGUUACCCAGGGAAAUAUUGUGGAAUGUAAGCCAGUUACCUGCAAUACAGAUUGUCCCAUGGGUCACGAGUACCAAAUAAAACCCGGUGAAUGUUGUGGAAACUGCAUCCCAGUGGCUUGCAUCGUCACCAUUAAUGGCAUUGCUGAGAUACUAAAGCCUGGGCAGAUAAAACCGGGUAACUGCAAUCAGUACAAAUGUGAGCCAAUGAACAAUACGCUAGUUCUGGUUGAGACUAGAGAAACGUGCCCUAACUUUGAUCCAGACUGCAGUCCUGAUCAAACUGAAUUGACUCACAAUGGCUGCUGCAAGAUAUGCAAAGAGACACUAAACUGCAAACCAUACAAGAAUCAAACUCUAAUCCGUGAAAAUGACUGUGUAUCUCCUGAAACUGUUGAAUUGACUUACUGUGAAGGAAUGUGUCCAAGCUCUUCAGUAUAUUCCCAAAACAAAAAGGCAUUUCAGUAUAAUUGCAAUUGCUGCCAAGAGUUCAAGAGCCAUAAAAAAGAAGUAACCUUGACAUGUCUGAAUGGCACAACCAUCGUUUAUGACUAUUUAUAUGUGGAUGAGUGUAAGUGCAAAACUGGAUGCAACUUCGAAGUCCCAAGCAGCUAA